GACGCCUAGUCUUUCAUCAGCAUUAACAGUGGGAACCGAGGGUCCCGCCUGCUCCAGGCUGGGGCUGUAACGGCUCGCCGAAAAGGAGCCACCAGGGCCUGAGAGCUUCGCAGAGGGGCGGGGGCGGCGACCCUGGGCCGCACAGCCACAGGCGGAAGCCGCAUUUGGCAUAUCCUCCUGCUCAUAAUGAGAUUAGUGCUGCUCCAAUCAGCCAAAAUGAACCUCAUGGACAUCACCAAGAUCUUCUCCCUCCUGCAGCCCGACAAAGAGGAGGAGGACACCCAUACGGGGGAGAAGCAGGUUCUCAAUCAAGCAGUAUAUGAUAACGACUCCUAUACCUUGGACCAGCUUUUACGCCAGGAGCGUUAUAAACGUUUCAUCAACAGCAGAAGUGGCUGGGGCAUUCCUGGGACACCCUUGCGCUUAGCUGCUUCUUAUGGCCACUUGAGCUGUUUGCAGGUCCUCCUGGCACAUGGUGCUGAUGUUGACAGCUUGGAUGUCAAGGCACAGACACCACUUUUCACUGCUGUCAGUCAUGGCCAUCUAGAAUGUGUGCAUGUGCUAUUGGAAGCUGGUGCCUGUCCUGGUGGUAGCAUCUACAACAACUGUUCUCCUGUGCUCACAGCUGCCCGUGAUGGUGCUGUUGCUAUCCUGCAGGAGCUCCUAGAUCAUGGUGCAGAGGUCAAUGUCAAAGCUAAACUACCAGUAUGGGCAUCAAACAUGGCUUCCUGUUCUGGCCCCCUCUAUUUGGCUGCAGUCUACAGGCACCUCGACUGUUUCCGCCUGCUUUUGCUCCAUGGAGCAGACCCCAACUACAACUGCACUGACCAGGGUCUAUUGGCUCGUGUGCCACGGCCCCGCCCCCUCCUUGAAAUCUGUCUCCACCAUAAUUGUGAACCAGAGUACAUCCAGCUGUUAAUCGAUUUUGGUGCUAACAUCUACCUUCCAUCUCUCUCCUUGGACCUGGUCUCAAAAGAUGAUAAAGGCAUUGCAUUGCUGCUACAGGCCCGAGCGACUCCACGGUCGCUCCAGUCACAGGCUCGUUUAGUCAUCCACAGAGCCCUGUGCCAGGCUGGCCAACCACAAGCCAUCAACCAGCUGGAUAUUCCUCCUGUGUUGAUUACCUACCUCAAACACCAACUGUAAUCUUGCUGUCUGCCUAGGAAUUGACGAUGCCUCCAAAACCACCUGGGGACCCAGGUAGCUGGAGGGUACUACAACUUCACCCAUUUCCCUGGAGCUGUACUCCUGUAUUAUCCUCCACAAUAAAAUUCUCAACAAAAUAAG
Messenger RNA from Carlito syrichta (Philippine tarsier), 1287 nucleotides. RefSeq names its product ankyrin repeat and SOCS box containing 12 (gene ASB12). The coding region runs from base 187 to 1146 and encodes 319 amino acids. Gene Ontology annotation, biological process: intracellular signal transduction. Gene Ontology annotation, molecular function: protein binding. The transcript has 3 exons. The record is from RefSeq and is a predicted model, not a curated record. NCBI's taxonomy places the organism in Eukaryota, Metazoa, Chordata, Mammalia, Primates, Tarsiidae.